GAGAGGAGAAAAAGAAGAAGAAGAAAAAAAACAACAAUGGUGGAGAGACUGCCCGAGCAGGAUCUGAAAAAUGAUCGUCGGAGGAACAGGAAGAAAAGCCGCGUCAAAGAUGCUCUUCCCGAGCCAUCACCACCAUCAGCAUCACCAACGAUCGAAUUGAGAGAAGGUAUGUCCACGUUCGAUCAAGAUGAGUACAUGUCUAUGAAAAAGACGGAUAGCUCUGGCUCAUGGAGAGUUACCUGUGCUGAUAAGGUCAUCGAUGUUAAUGAGCUAAUCGAUGCUAAUGAGCUAAUCGAUACUGAAAGAGUUUGCAAUGGGAUUGGGGUUUUGAGGACUCGUAAGUUUUAUCAAGGUGAAGAAAGAGUUUUAACUCCUUGGGUAAUGUACGAGUUCCAUUUGUCUUUAUGGGAUUCUGAUGACUCUGAUGAGGUGUCAAAGGUGAACUUUAUGUGGAGGACUUAUGUAAUCUGUACCGUAAUAUAUACGGGUGAACAAGGUGGUGGUAGUCCCUCCGCGCCUGAUGAAGCGAGUCCUCCUGCUUCUGAUAUGCAUCUCGAACCUGUUUCUGAUAUGCUUUUCGAACCUGAUCAUGAGGAUCCAAUUCAUGAACACGAAGAAUUCUUUUCGUGUGAGGAGGUACUGGCGGACUCAAACACAAACACGGUGAUCGGUGACAGCAACAUCCCUGAUGCGCAGGGAUUGUGUAUUGCAGAGGAAACAAUACAGAGAACCCCCAAGAAACCAACGACGUGUACCUCUCUCAGGAACAUGAUCGUAAGCAUCGUCCUCUUGCUCGCUCUCACUGGCAAAACCAUACCACCAGUCUCUUUCUAUAUGGCCCCUGCUUUGUCAUUCAAAUCAGUCCCCAACCACCCUAUGAUGCUAGAAAACUCAAAGAUAACAACUACCGUUGGCCUCUGUGAGCCCUGUCCCUGCUUCAAUGACGUUGAAACGAACUCGAUUUUGUCCUCGUCAUCCCUUUCCUGCGACACGCAAACAAACACGGCCACAUUCCUAAUGAGAGCCACUGACUCUCCGACUCAAGCUAAAGUCCAUCAAGUGUUCAUAAAUUUCCGGGGAGAGGAACUGCGCAACAACUUUGUCAGCCACCUCGCUGAUGCCUUGGAGAGGCACAGAAUCAAGUUGUUUAUAGACACGUACGAGCAGCGAGGCAAAGACCUAAACAAUCUCUUUGUACGAAUCGAAGAGUCCAGCAUUGCACUAGCCAUCUUCUCUACUAGAUAUCCAGAAUCAAGCUGGUGUAUGGAUGAGUUGGUGAAAAUGAAAGAACGUAUGGAUCUACGAAAGCUCAGCGUCAUUCCAAUAUUCUACAAAGUAGAGGCAGACGACGUUGCAAAACCAACAGGUGACAGUGAGUUUGGUAAAAACUUCUGGAGGCUCGCAGAAGCGUCUAGUGGAGUACAGAUCAAGAAAUGGAAAGAAGCCUUGGAAGGAAUUACCAAUAAGAUAGGUUUGUCUGUACGAGACUACAGUGUUGAAUCCGAUUCUAUCAAGGGAAUUGUUAAGGAGGUGCAGAGAGUGAUAGAAUUAAUUGGAGUCGAUGAAGAAGAGUCAUUUUUGGAAAAAAAAACUUAGGUCGCCCAUUUGAUUGAAUUUCUCGAAUUUUAGAGGAUGAGCAAAACCAAAAUGUGGUGAGAAUUCAUUUGAAUUUCUUUUUGUUC
Capsella rubella is the source of this 1682-nucleotide messenger RNA. RefSeq lists its product as uncharacterized. Lineage: Eukaryota; Viridiplantae; Streptophyta; Magnoliopsida; Brassicales; Brassicaceae. Gene Ontology annotation, biological process: regulation of DNA-templated transcription; signal transduction. The record is from RefSeq and is a predicted model, not a curated record. The transcript is spliced from 7 exons. Gene Ontology annotation, molecular function: DNA binding. Bases 37 to 1596 code for a protein of 519 amino acids.